AUGGCAUCCGGCAACGCAAAGUUCGCGUCGUCACGCCUCUUCGACGUCGAGGGCUGGGUCUGCGUUGUCACCGGUGGCGGCACAGGCAUCGGUCUCAUGAUUGCGCAAGCCUUCGCCAACAAUGGCGCGCGUGUGUACAUCACCGGCCGUCGUCCCGAGGUCCUAGAGCAGACCACGAAGGCGUGGGGCAAGUCCCUCGUUAAUCCGCGCGGCCAACUCAUCCCUGUACCCGCGGACAUCACGGACAAGGCAUCGAUCGAGCACCUCUUCAAAGAAAUCAGCAAGAACGAGAAGCAUGUCGAUGUGCUCGUCAAUAACGCCGGGGUGAGCUUGGGCACCAGCGAGGUAGAGAAGGGCGAUGAGAGCGCCCAAGCUCUGAAGGACGAACUCUGGAAGGAGGAGCUCUCCGACUGGGAGACUGUAUACCGAACGAACGUCAUUGGCUACUUCUUCACUACCGCUGCUUUCCUACCGCUCCUUUCUGCGGCAGGUCGCGAAGGUCACACUGGGUCGGUCAUCAAUAUCUCGUCCAUGUCGGGCAUCACCCGGACGACCCAGCACCACUUCAAGUACAACGUCUCCAAAGCCGCCACCAUCCACCUCAACACCCUGCUCGCUCAGGAGCUCCGUCGGCCGGGUGUGAAAGUCCGGGUCAACAGCAUCGCUCCGGGGAUCUUCCCAAGUGAGAUGACGCAGGGCGAGUCGGAUGACAAGAAUAAAUCCACUAUGCAGGUUCCGCCGGACUACGGCGAGAAGAAGGGUAUUCCUGCUGGACGUCCGGGAAGCGAGGAGGAUAUGGCACAAACGGCUUUGUACAUCGCCACCAACGAAUACUUGUACGGCCAGACGAUCCCCGUCGAAGGCGGUUAUCUGCUUGAGCACCCGUAA
Trametes versicolor FP-101664 SS1 is the source of this 888-nucleotide messenger RNA. RefSeq names its product NAD-P-binding protein. Bases 1 to 888 code for a protein of 295 amino acids. Lineage: Eukaryota; Fungi; Basidiomycota; Agaricomycetes; Polyporales; Polyporaceae. The transcript is spliced from 4 exons. The record is from RefSeq and is a predicted model, not a curated record.